Messenger RNA from Cimex lectularius (bed bug), 1460 nucleotides. Its product is annotated as clavesin-1-like. The record is from RefSeq and is a predicted model, not a curated record. NCBI's taxonomy places the organism in Eukaryota, Metazoa, Arthropoda, Insecta, Hemiptera, Cimicidae. The coding region runs from base 132 to 1118 and encodes 328 amino acids. The transcript is spliced from 6 exons. Gene Ontology annotation, cellular component: membrane. Gene Ontology annotation, molecular function: phosphatidylinositol bisphosphate binding.
AAACUGAUAAAAAUUCCCUGUACGUCGUGUAUAAACAGAUGUGUUUUAACAAUUAAUUUGAUUUAUUGUUGAAACAUGUUACAAAACACAAACAUGUCAUCUUGACAAAAGAAACUUCGACCAAUCAAAAAAUGGAGGAGUCAACCGAAGGCAAACUGAACGACCAAAUGAUUUCCACAUACAUAAACAAGACGACGAGGAAAUCCCUCGAUACCACUGAAGAUGUUCUGCACAUGCGGAUGAUGGAGUUUCGUCUGCUUUGCAAUAAAACGCAAAUCAUCCCGGAAUUAAGCGAUCAUUCUGUGCGGAUCUUCUUGGCUGGUGGGGACAACGACGUCAACCAGGCUUUCGACGGUGUACUUGAAUAUUUCAACCAGAAAAAAGAAGCAAAACACAUGUUCGAUAACAGAGAUCCUAUGAGCCCAGACAUUCAACAAGCAUGGGAAGUCUUAAAGGUGUGUUUCUUACCAAAAUUGACACCCCAAGGGUACAGGAUUCUACUUUGCGGUCUCUGGGAUCCGGAUCCAGCCAAAUUAGACGUCCUUGCUUGCAUAAGAAUGUUCCUAAUGGCUAUAGAUGUCGGCCUGUUCUUGGAAAACGUUUAUCAAGGGUACGUCUUGCUUUUGGACACUGAAGGUUUAACCAUACGGCAUUUUCCGUGGGGGUCGCUGACCGAUUACCGGAGGUUUAUGAGAUUUCUUCAGUACGGAAUGCCGGUGUUCGUCAGGCAAAUACACAUCCUUAGGAAUAGUAAAAUGAUUGAAAGAGUCUACACCUGCCUAAAACCGUUUAUGAAGAAAGAAUUGUCUGAACUUUGGAAACGACUUUACAAAUUUUCUCAAGAUGGUCCCACCGGAUUGUCUCCCACAGGACCUAGGAGGUACAAUCCCCUCAGUACGGCCAAUACAAGACGAGCUGAAGAAAAAAGUAGAGGAGAAAAUAGAAGAACUGUCAAAAGAGCUGGCACCCGUCGUUCCAAAAUAAAAGCAUUGUUACAAGUUUUAGAACAGUCGUGCAUUUUCCUUAGCUGGUCUCUAACGAUUUUUAACGUUAAAAUUUACUUUGAAGUGUUAAUAAAGGAUGUUACCUAUAUCACAUGUACGGCAUCUUGGCUUUGAAACACCCACACGGCCACUGCACGCCAGUUAGUCACGCGUACAAUUUUUUUACCACGACAAAACUUAGUAUUUAAUAGCAGGCCAGGCGUGAUGGAGACUCGACCACAUUACGCCUCGGGAUUCAGCGGUGUAUUAAUAAUACAUAAGAUUAUUUUCCAUGGGACAAUUGAGCCAUAGCCCUGCGGCAACUGGAGGAUGAAGACUUCAGCAUAAGUCACGGUCUGGUAACAUAAUGUAAAUCCGCCUGUCAAUAAUCUCAGGCACGAAACCUAUCAAGACUGAUGAUAGGGGAAGACGGACGUACAACGCCGUAAAAACAUCACUAUUGUAGAAACAGAUGCG